AUGGUCAAUGAGCCUUCUGAAGUUACAGCCACUAUUGAACAGCCACAAGAUAGGCCAGAACCAAGUCCACCCAUGGCAGUGUUGCCGUUAAACCCGAGUGCAAAGCUUGAUCAGGAACCCAAUCCCUUCGAAGAAAGCUUCUCCACAGCUGCCAACCAUGAUCCAACCACGUUAUCGUCAUCAUCGUCAUCAUCAUCCAACAAUAAUAAGAAACCGGUUCUUCCACCUGUUGCUGCUAUCACGAGCCCAGCACCUCCUUUACUUCGGAGCGGCGUGUUACCCAAAGACGUGGCAAAUCAGUUUGCGUGGGACUCAUUACGUGCAGGACCAUUAUCUCCCUCAAUGUUGCAAGGUCCUUCUUCUCAUCCUUCCAUAUCACAACAACAAACACAAGAAACCAUCUCAUCAACAAGAGACAAUCACGACCAUUUGAACAAUAAUACAACCACGGGUGUGAUCAGCAACAACAAUCACGCCAAACGAUCCGGAUCUUUGUGCAGUGGAUCAUCAACAUCAUCAACAUCGAGCACUACUAUCAUUGGCGAGAAUCAUCAUCAUCAUGCGAAUAGGAAACGUCCACGCAGCAACAGCAAAGAUGAGGAUGAUGAAAAACGACGCAAUUUUUUGGAAAGGAACCGAAUUGCUGCCUUGAAAUGCCGACAACGAAAGAAGAAAUGGCUCAACAAUUUGCAAGCAAGAAUGGAAUACCUGACGAACGACAAUGAACAGCUUCAAAUGCAAGCAAACACGCUACGAGAGGAAAUCGUCCAUCUCAAGACCUUGUUACUUGCUCACAAAGAUUGCCCGGUCGCCACAGCCAACAAUCCAGCAGCCGUUGCUGUAGCAGCAGGAGCAGAUACCAGCAACAACAACCAUCAUCCACAACGGCAACCAUGUAUAUCAGGGUCUUCAACAACAUCAUCUGCUGCUGCACAGCACCAUCAUCCUCAUCAGCAUCAUAACCAAUCUUCAAUCAUGGCUUUCCCUGUGACAUCAUCAUCCGCUGCUAGCAGAGUAUGGCGAUACUAG
This is a messenger RNA of Lichtheimia ornata, 1029 nucleotides long. RefSeq lists its product as uncharacterized. The transcript is spliced from 4 exons. Lineage: Eukaryota; Fungi; Mucoromycota; Mucoromycetes; Mucorales; Lichtheimiaceae. The record is from RefSeq and is a predicted model, not a curated record. Gene Ontology annotation, molecular function: RNA polymerase II cis-regulatory region sequence-specific DNA binding; DNA-binding transcription factor activity, RNA polymerase II-specific. Bases 1 to 1029 code for a protein of 342 amino acids. Gene Ontology annotation, biological process: regulation of transcription by RNA polymerase II.